This is a messenger RNA of Andrographis paniculata, 2395 nucleotides long. Its product is annotated as cellulose synthase-like protein G3. Lineage: Eukaryota; Viridiplantae; Streptophyta; Magnoliopsida; Lamiales; Acanthaceae. The transcript is spliced from 8 exons. Gene Ontology annotation, biological process: cellulose biosynthetic process; plant-type primary cell wall biogenesis. The coding region runs from base 11 to 2254 and encodes 747 amino acids. Gene Ontology annotation, molecular function: mannan synthase activity; cellulose synthase (UDP-forming) activity. Gene Ontology annotation, cellular component: plasma membrane; trans-Golgi network. The record is from RefSeq and is a predicted model, not a curated record.
CCAAAAAAUAAUGGUGGAAAUCCACCCCCUACCCCACCCCCACCCCCUGCAUCUCUGUAUUCCCAAAAAAACAGAAAUUUCAAUUAACAGAAUCCACACUAUCCUCCAUGGAAUUGCCUUGCUCGCACUGUUCUAUUACAGGAUCACCACUCUUUCCCAAUUAAUCAUUUCUCCAACUCCCCACCUUCUCCCUUACCUUAUCAUCUUCGUCUCCGAGGUUGUCCUCUCCUUUCUAUGGCUCGUCCACCGCCCCUCCAAGUGGCGCCCCCUCACACGCGCCACCUACCCCGACAACUUGCCGAAAGACGACGCGGAACUCCCCCCUGUCGACAUCUUCGUCUGCACCGUCGAUCCCAGCAAGGAGCCCUCUUUAGAUGUCAUGAACACUGUUAUAUCAGCCAUGGCCCUCGAUUAUCCUCCCGACAAGAUUGCUGUCUAUCUUUCCGACGAUGGUGGCGCGCCGCUCACUCUUGCAGCUAUGAAGGAAGCCUGGAGAUUCUCCGUUGUCUGGAUUCCGUUUUGUAAGAAAUACCGGGUGAUAAAUAGGUGCCCCGAUGCUUAUUUCUCUGGCGCGGAUAAAAGUUCCGGGGAGGUGGCGAGUGACGAGUUUUUAGCUGAUAGGAAGGUGAUUGAGGACAAGUACGGCGAAUUCAAAGAAAGGCUUGACGCAAAUAAGGAAACUCUCGGCACUUCUGUUAGCGGAGAUCAUCCGCCGAUCGUUAAGAUUAUAAACGAUGCGACUGACAACAACAGCAGAAGCCCGGAUUCGAACCAAAAGGGAAUGCCUCUUCUCGUUUAUGUGGCCAGGGAGAAACGACCGUCGCAUCCUCAUCACUUCAAAGCCGGAGCCAUCAAUGUUCUUCUAAGAGUGUCUGGAGUGAUCAGCAAUGCGCCGUACUUCGUGGUGCUCGACUGCGACCACUACUGCAACGACACGAGCGCAGCCCGCCAAGCAAUGUGCUUCUUUUUCGACCCGGAGAUAUCCCCGAAGCUCGCUUGGGUUCAGUACCCGCAACAUUUUCAUAACAUAAGUCCGCACGAUAUCUACGACGGGAACCUAUUCUACUAUUGGAGAGAAUGGGAAGGCUUGGAUGGAAUUCGAGGUCCAACGAUAACAGGCUGCAACUUUUUCAUGAGACGGGAAGCGAUAUAUGGAAUCGACGAAGUUCCAAAGGAUGCUGAUCUGAGCCUGCUGAGGAAGUACUUCGGUUCGAGCCACGAGCUAAUCAAAUCGACGUAUAGAAGCUACAAACCGAGCAUAUCGAGAGAUGAAGGGAAGGUCUCCGAUGAGCUACAGAAGGAGAUACAACUCGUCGCAUCUUGUACUUACGACGAUGGCACUGAGUGGGGCAACGAGGUGGGAUCGGGAUACAACAGCGUCGUCGAAGAUGCGUUGAACAGCCUUAAACUGCACAGAAAGGGAUGGAUUUCGGUUUGGUACGAUCCGAAAAGGCCGUGCUUCUUGGGGACAUGCACCACGAAUCUGAACGACAUGUUGGUGCAGCAGACGCGAUGGGCGUUAGGACUGCUUCUGUUGGGCGUGUCGAGAAAUUCUCCAGCGAUAAACUUGUCAAGUAAAAUGCCGAUCUUUCAAAGCAUGAGCUACGCGGGCCUUACACUCGAUCCUCUUUACGUCAUUCCAUUUUAUGGCUUAGCAAUCGUCCCCCAACUAUGUCUUCUCCACGGUGUUUCUUUGUAUCCCAAGGUGGGAGAUCCAUUCUUCUUCGUCUUCGCAUUCAUCUUCAUCUCCUCGCAACUCAAGCACGUGCAAGAGGUCGUCUCCUACGGCAGCCCAUUCAUAACAGCGCUGUACGAUCUGCGCGUCUGGAUGAUGAAGUGCGGGGCGUGCUACUUAUAUGCGACUCUCAACGCUGUCCUAGAUCGGCUAGGCCUGCAAGAAGCAAAUUUUUCGAUAACAAGCAAAGUGAUUGAUGAAGAGGAAACGAAACGCUAUCAGGAUGGCGUAUACGAUUUCCGGACAUCCCCUCAGCUGUUGGCCCCAAUGUGUAGCCUAUACAUUGUCAAUCUGGUGGCUUUUCUGGUUGCCUCUGUAAGAAUUUUCGAAGGAGAGUGGGGCAGGGAGAUGUUUGCACAGGCUGCCAUUCCAUGGUUUGGUGUGACUGUGAAUUACCAUUUGCUCGAUGGAAUGCUAAUGAGGAAAGACAAGGGGAGGAUUUCGCCUGCUGUUACUAUGUUGUCCGUUGUAAUUUGCGCAAGCAUUCUGUUUCUGGGAUCGCUAUUCAUGUUUGUCUAAUUCCAUGAGCUUGUCCUAUAAAUGAAAAAUUCUUUCAGGAAGAAAAUCAAGUGUUACAAUAUAUUUAAAGAAUAUAUAUCAUAUUUAUAGUAUUUUCUUUAUUUAAAAUAUGUUUAAGACGAGAGUACGAGAUUUUAUUAU